AUGGAUACGAUCUCGCGCAAUCUAGUCCGCGAAUACAGGACCAACAUCACUGCUAUGGUAGCAGCAGUAACUGAGGAGGAGAAGAAUCACAGCAUCAUGAACCUGGCGGGCUACAUCCACAUUCUUACUUCUUUGGGCAGAUGGGACGCAGACCUAUCCAACGCAUGUCUAGAACUCGCACGACUUUACUUCGGAAAGGAAGACUACGCGCAGGCAAAGCAAACUGCCCACGCAGGGCUAAUCGUCGAGAAGAACUUCUUUAUUGCUACGCCUAGCAAACCGCAGCUAAACGAGAUAAUAGGACAGUGUCACCAGGAGGACGAAAGGCUGCUUGAGGAGUACAACAAGGCAGCCAUGGGUCCUUUUUCAAUCAAGCCUAUGGUCGAUCUGACGUCCCUUGGUAGACUUCCCACAUCACCCAUACGGACAAAAGUCGUCAACUACACGAUAAACAUGGCAACAAAUCAUCCUCAGGUACGGGUCACUAAUGCUAACGUUGUUGCGGGUAAUGGCCUUGUCGCACAGCAAAACUUCAAGAAAGGCGCUCUCAUUCUCGACGAAAACGCAUUUUUCCAAUGCGACACACGCAAGCAGCCCGAGGAGCAGAAUAGGGAAGUCAUCGCUUUCUAUGACGAAGAGGUCAACAAAACUACUGCGCGUUUGACGACCGCAUACACACAGCUAAGCUGGCAAGAUCGAGAAGCCUUCCACAAGCUCUACACUUCGAAGACCAGGGCUACAGACGUCGAGCACCUUGUAGAUCGUUGUCGGUACAACGCUUUCAACUUCCGUGAUUAUACCGGUGUAGGUAUCCAGCACACCCGCCUAGUUGUCUAUCGCACGAUAUCCUUCGCCAACCAUUCGUGCAUCCCCAAUGCAGUACUUUACAUCGACGAGAAUGGCGCAGAUCUUAAAGGUUAUGCCCGACUGGUUGCUACACGACAGAUCAACGCUGGUGAAGAGAUCCUGAUCAACUACAUCGCGGAAGAUUGGGAAAAGAGCAGGGAUGCUCGCCAAGCAGCACUGAUGCUAGGAUGGGGCUUCGACUGCAGUUGCAAAGCAUGUGCGCCUGCGCUCGAGCCUGACGCGUCAGAGCGAACUUUGUGCUACACCUACAGCAAUGUGGAAGGUCAAAUAUCCUGCGCAAAGCUUCGCAUUUACGUUGAUCUACUGCACGAACUGGGCGUACGCGACCAGUUGCUAUCAUCUGCAUACAAUAUGCUCGCGGACAACCACUUCAUGGAGGGAAAGUACAAAGAAGCAGCGUAUUAUGCUCGAAGUGGUCUUCUCGUUGAAACGCACUUCUAUGCAAAGACUAAUCUUGAAUCAUUACUCGCCGUGUAUGGUGAGUGUAUUAUGAAGGAUAGCAGCAUCCAUGCUGAGAUUGAAGAGAGCUAA
Molecule: messenger RNA, 1398 nt
Organism: Alternaria ethzedia
Lineage: Eukaryota; Fungi; Ascomycota; Dothideomycetes; Pleosporales; Pleosporaceae
Exons: 4
Coding region: 1-1398 (465 amino acids)
Molecular function (GO): protein binding
Source: RefSeq, a predicted model, not a curated record